GCCACCAGCAAUGAAACUCCGCGCCGCAGCUCUCCUGGUCAUCUUCUGCCUUGGUGUCUUCACCGUGAGCACAGUGAGAGGGAGUGCUGGAAGCCAGCCCAUGCGCAGAUUCACGUGCGUAACCCUAUCCACACAGAAGGUGGACAUCAGGUCGCUUGUCAACUACGAAAAGCAGCACGUCCCAGUAAAUGCUGUCAUGUUUAUCACUGCAAAAGGCUUCAAGAUCUGCGUAAGCCCUGAGCAGAGAUGGGUACAGGCUGCUAUAAAGAAAAUAGAUCAGAAACGUAGCAGAAAAGGCAAAUAA
This is a messenger RNA of Tinamus guttatus (white-throated tinamou), 304 nucleotides long. Its product is annotated as lymphotactin. Lineage: Eukaryota; Metazoa; Chordata; Aves; Tinamiformes; Tinamidae. Gene Ontology annotation, molecular function: chemokine activity; CCR chemokine receptor binding. Gene Ontology annotation, biological process: positive regulation of GTPase activity; cell chemotaxis; positive regulation of cell migration. Gene Ontology annotation, cellular component: extracellular region. The record is from RefSeq and is a predicted model, not a curated record.